AUGAAUGCCGCAAGGGACAAUGUUUGGAUGAUGCAAGAUCACCAGUCUCCGCCACAGCCCUCUGUGGAUGAGCCGGGCCCCAAGCGAAACAAACGGCCUCGCGCUGCGCAAGCCUGCGAUCGCUGCAGGUUGAAGAAGUAUAAGUGCGACGAGCAGUAUCCAUGCUCGCAUUGUAAAAAGAGCCAGCUCAAUUGCGUGUACCAGGGAACUUACCGUGAGCGCGAGAGCAACCGAUCUGCAAGCUAUGUCGUCAACCUCGAGAAGAAAGUAGAGGAGUUGACAUCCAAGCUUCGCCUUGCCGAGGCACAGUCAACAACAUCUCCUCAGAGCUCAAUAGUACCGACCACCCAACCAACAUUUCCAGUUCCAGCUGAGACAACCCCAUGCUCACUGCCUCGGAAUGAUUCCACUCCUCAUGACAGCGCCAAACUGGCCGGGGACGUUCAGGAAGACUCUGCCGAGAGUGCAGACAAUGAGAUCAGCGAAUUCAACCACCAUACUAACGGCAUUGAAUUCCACGGCAGCACAUCAUCUGCUGCACUCAUCGGGCACCUCAAGAAAGCCCGUGACACCAAACCGCGCGAGAGGCAGCACCCUCGUGCGGCUGAAUCCUCACUGAUCUCGACGCUCCACAACCCGAGCUUCUCCCCAUCUUGUACCACCGGCCCAAGCCAGACCUUGUCGAUCGAGCAGCAGAAUUACUACUUUGAUCAGGCACAUGUGUUCAUGAAUGGAUACUUUGAGAACAUCCACUUCAUCCACCCGUUUAUUGAUAAAGAGGAAUUUCUUCUUCGGGCCAACGAUCUUUGGUUUAACCGGGCACAUACCCCCGAGCCCAGCUUUGUUGCUUUGUAUUUAAGUGUGCUGUCGUUUGGGGCUCUGGUGCGCGUGUGGGAUGAAAGUACCCUUGCUGGUCUCGGGCGCUUUCGAUGGAGCCGCAAGUUGUUUGGAGAGGCGCAGGUCUAUUUGAACUCUCUACGUUUCUCGAAUGACCUGGAAACAGUACAAUGUCUUUACUUCAUGGCCAAAAUAUGCCAGAACGAACUCAAUCCGAAUUUGGCGUAUAUGUAUCUCGGAUUAGCUGUGCGUACUUGUCUUUCUGCUGGCUUCAACCGGGAUGUUCGACCGAAUGACCAGCGGUCAGGCUGGAUAUCCAAGACUUGGUGGGGUAUCUUUUCUUUAGAAAUAGAGAUGAGCUUCUCAGUCGGGCGACCAGAUACGCUUGGAAUGGACGAAUACCACAACCGUGCCAUCCCCGAGCGAGAUGACUCGGAAUUUGCCAUUAUCCCCUGGAUGAUCGACUUUGCCCAGAUCAUUCGCCGGGUGUCGGUUCAGAUCUACCACUCUCGCAUAACUCUGCAAGAGAAAUUGCAACUUGCCCUGCAAAUCGAAAUGGAGAUGGAUCGCUGGCUAGCACGACUACCGGAGAAGAUCAAGCCAGAUAUUGGCGGGUACAGGCUAUCUCGAAGCGCACUGCGGGAUCCUAAGUGGGCUCGCCGGCAACGACUUGUGCUGGGAAUCCGAUAUUAUAAUGUGAAGAUGCUGCUCUUCAGACCAUUUCUCAGUCACUUCACCCGCAAACUGCGACAUCCUCCCAGUGAGCUGGAAGAAACGAUUACUAAAUGCCUAGACUCGGCGAUGAAAAGCAUUGAAGUGGUCCACGAUAUCUACCGAGUGCAUACAUUCUUCCGAUGCUGGUGGUAUAACACAACCUAUGUCAUGUUCGCCACAUCCACUCUUCUCCUCCCCAUGUCCAAACUCGGCAUGUGCGCCGAGACCAUGACUCUGCUCCGGUCCGUGGAAAUGGCCGUGGAGAUCCUCGAAGCAAUGGAGGAAUCCGUUGUAGCUAGGAAGUCUGUUGAAAUUAUCCGCCAAUACUUGCGAGAAUUCAAAGCCUCGGGUGCACAGCAGCCGACUGCGGGUGACGCUGAGAACAAUGAGGAAUUGCCGUCGUCGGCUGAACCGGGGGCUGCACAGCCUGGGUUUGAUAUUCCGGAAUGGGCCUAUGGCUUUGGGUUUCCGGACUACUCGUUCGAAGGAAUUGCCCGACUAUUUGACGAUAUUGGUGGGCUUCCUAUGCUGGAUCCAUAG
Penicillium alfredii is the source of this 2091-nucleotide messenger RNA. RefSeq names its product Zn(II)2Cys6 transcription factor. Bases 1 to 2091 code for a protein of 696 amino acids. Gene Ontology annotation, biological process: DNA-templated transcription; positive regulation of transcription from RNA polymerase II promoter by galactose. Gene Ontology annotation, cellular component: nucleus. Gene Ontology annotation, molecular function: zinc ion binding; DNA-binding transcription factor activity, RNA polymerase II-specific; RNA polymerase II cis-regulatory region sequence-specific DNA binding. The transcript is spliced from 10 exons. NCBI's taxonomy places the organism in Eukaryota, Fungi, Ascomycota, Eurotiomycetes, Eurotiales, Aspergillaceae. The record is from RefSeq and is a predicted model, not a curated record.